UUCACACAGGGCGGUGUUUAGUUUUUAACCAAAGCCGGAGUGUGGAAAGAUUGAGGGGAGCAAUGGGGUGGGAGUUUGCAAUUGUCCAUCUAGCUGGGCUUUAUUUAUUUAUUUAUUUUGGAUAAUCUAAAUAGACUUGUUUAUCGAUUCUGGAAAAAUUCUACAAAAGGAGAUUUUACCUAUUUCUUCCAGAAAUAUUUACAAGACAUGCAAACAUACUUUGGCGCAGAGCCACAGUCUGUGAACUUUAUGGAAGCUUCUGACCAAAUCAGAAAGGAGAUCAACUCUUGGGUUGAAAGCCAGACUGAAGGAAAAAUCCUGAAUCUCCUACCUGAUGAUGCUGUGAAUUCUGCAACCAGAAUGGUUCUGGUAAAUGCCCUUUACUUUAAAAGAAUGUAGGAACAUCAAUUCUUGGUCCAAAAUACCACAGAAAAGCCUUUCAGAAUAAACAAGACUGCAAGCAAACCAGUGCAGAUGAUGUCCAUGAAAGAAAAACUUCAAGUAUUUUACAUAGAAAAGCCACAAGCCAUAGGCCUUCAACUCUUCUAUGAGAGCCGUGACUUCAGCCUCCUCAUACUACUGCCGGAAGACAAAAGUGGGCUGGAUGGGGUAAAGAGAUCAGCCUAUUCAUCCUUUACCUUCUCUCCUCUCCCAUUUGGUAACAAGUUUGUUUUCCAUAUCUCUGGAAAAAGCCAUCACCUAUGAGAAGUUGAGUGAGUGGACCAGCGCAGACAUGAUGCAGUUGUGUGAGGUGCAGCUGCAUCUCCCCAAGUUCAAGCUGGAAGAGACUUAUGAUCUCAAGUCAAGCCUGGGCAGC
Messenger RNA from Kogia breviceps (pygmy sperm whale), 817 nucleotides. The record is from RefSeq and is a predicted model, not a curated record. NCBI's taxonomy places the organism in Eukaryota, Metazoa, Chordata, Mammalia, Artiodactyla, Physeteridae.